CUCCUCCCUCAGUCCAGCGUCCAGCCCCUGCCUGUCUCCUCGCUCUUGUUUCCUGGUGUCUCUUCUGCUCAUAUUUCUCAAGGAGCCCAGACCUGACACACCCGUGUUGCUUCCCUGCCACUCAUCCAAAGCCUCCCAGGACCUCUGUGCCAGCCCCGCUCCCUUACCAAAGUGGGACACCCAGGACCAGAAGGUGCUGAAGAAGAAGCGGCGACAUGUCUUCCUCCUCUCCUCCUCGCCUUGAGCAGCCGCAGACAGGCAGCUGUCCACCACCUCACACGCCCGUCCCCAACACCAGCAGCUCCGAAGACCCCAUGUUCACCCCGGAGCUUCAGGAUAGGCCCAUAUUCUACACCAUUCGUGACUCCCAACAGAUGGUGUGGGUCCUGAGUGGAGAUGUUUUAAUAGCAGCUCCUUCAAGCAACAAUGUGCAGCCUGUCACUGUCACCUUGAUAGCCUGCAGGGACACAGAAUUACACGAUGAAGAGAAAGGCAACCUGGUUUUCCUGGGAAUCAAGGGCAAAGACCUCAGCUUCUGCUGUGCGGAAGUUGAGGGUCAGCCCACGCUGCAGCUGAAGGAGGUCAGUAUCAUGGAACUGUACAGGGAGAACAAAGCUCGGACGCCAUUUCUCUUCUUCCACAGCCUGGAGGGCUCCACCUCUGCCUUUCAGUCGGCCUCCCACCCCGGCUGGUUCAUAGCCACGUCCUCCACAGCCAAGCAGCCCGUGACGCUCACCCGGGAGAGGGGCCUCGCUAACACAAACUUUUAUUUAGGUCGUGAGAAUUAAAUCCAGCCUGGUCGGAGGGUGACAGAUUUCAGGAUAGACUAUGAAGCUGUCAGAGAAUCCUUCUGCUUGAAAAUACAGUGCCAUCUGACCAGGUCACCAUCCCCUACGAGGUCAUCCACAGUUCAGCCCAUCCGUGGCCCACCUCAUUCUGUCCCCCCUCAAACCUCUGCCCCUCUGUGCAUCCACUUCUUCCCCAUGUCCCUCGCCUGAGCACUGUCCCCACAGGAACCCUCAGAAUCGCUUUUUAUUCUUUCUUGGUCUCGACCCACUGUCCAUUCAGCUGCCACAUCCAGCUAAGUCAACCCCACAUGCUUCUCACGUGACACCCUCCACCCUCUUCCUUCUGCCAAUCAUGGCCCGUCAAUAAAUGCCAUAAGUAAAUCCCAUCAAUAAAAGAACGCCAUGUAUUGA
Molecule: messenger RNA, 1199 nt
Organism: Marmota monax (woodchuck)
Lineage: Eukaryota; Metazoa; Chordata; Mammalia; Rodentia; Sciuridae
Product: interleukin-36 beta
Exons: 5
Coding region: 216-788 (190 amino acids)
Biological process (GO): positive regulation of gene expression; cytokine-mediated signaling pathway; positive regulation of T cell differentiation
Molecular function (GO): cytokine activity; interleukin-1 receptor binding
Source: RefSeq, a predicted model, not a curated record